This is a messenger RNA of Pogonomyrmex barbatus (red harvester ant), 1983 nucleotides long. RefSeq names its product 60S ribosomal export protein NMD3 (gene Nmd3). Gene Ontology annotation, cellular component: nucleus; cytoplasm. Gene Ontology annotation, biological process: ribosomal large subunit export from nucleus. NCBI's taxonomy places the organism in Eukaryota, Metazoa, Arthropoda, Insecta, Hymenoptera, Formicidae. Gene Ontology annotation, molecular function: ribosomal large subunit binding. The record is from RefSeq and is a predicted model, not a curated record.
GUUGCGCUACUGUAUAUAUUGUAUCUUCGGUAGACUACUUUGCCAACUUGAACUCGCAAUUUUCAAAUGCAACCAGCAGGUGUUGCUUGCACUGUAUAACAUUUUGAUAUUUAGGUUAAUUUACUCGUAUAAUCAACGGAGUUAUAACUACAUAAAAUGGAGUAUAUUGAAGUUCCCGACAAUGCACAACAGAAAGGGAUGAUUCCCUGUUGUGAGUGCGGUAUCCCUAUUGAACCAAAUCCUGCCAAUAUGUGCGCAGGAUGUAUGCGCACCCAUGUUGACAUUACCGAGAACAUUCCCAAACAAGUGACCUUACAAUUUUGCAGCGGUUGCGAAAGGUACCUUCAGCCACCUUCUGAAUGGGUUCAAGCCUCAUUAGAAUCGAAAGAGCUCUUGUCGCUAUGCUUGAAAAAAUUAAAAGGAUUGAAUCGUGUGAAAUUGAUAGACGCUGGUUUUAUAUGGACAGAGCCACAUUCUAAGAGAUUGAAGGUGAAGUUAACUGUUCAUGCAGAGGUGAUUGGUGGAGCAGUCCUACAACAGAUAUUUGUAGUUGAAUAUAUUGUGAAUCAUCAAAUGUGUGAUGAUUGUCAUCGUAGAGAAGCUAAAGAUUAUUGGCGUGCAUGUGUUCAAGUCCGGCAAAGAGCGAUAAACAAAAACUUUUUUUAUUUAGAACAAUUGAUAUUGAAACAUAAAGCACAUGAGAAUACACUGGGUAUAAAACCGAUUCACGAAGGUCUAGAUUUCUUUUUCGCGAAUGAAUCCAUGGCUAGAAAAUUGGUUGACUUCUUGUUGAUGGUCAUACCGUGUCGUUAUCAAUCUUCAAAGAAAUUGAUUUCAUAUGAUUGUCAUAGUAAUAUAUAUAAUUACAAAUAUACAUUCAGCGUUGAAAUUGUUCCAAUCUCUAAGAAUAGUGUAGUCUGUCUACCACGGAAGUUGACACAACAAUUAGGAGGCAUUAACCCUAUCUGUUUGGUAUAUCGAAUCACAAACGCUGUACAUCUUAUAGAUGUUUCAUCAGGACAAAUUGCGGAACUUAGUUCGUUUAUCUACUGGAAAUAUAAUUUCAAUAGUAUAUGUAACCCGAAACAAUUGAUGGAAUAUAUCGUGAUGGAUAUUGAACCGAUAAAACAUGAAGACAGAAAAGUUUUUCCAGGACAAGGAGCUAUCUCCAAUAAGCACGUCAUAGCAGAUGUGUGGCUAGUGAAAGCAUCCGAAUUAGGGAUAAAUAAUCCAAUUCAUACUCGUACACACUUAGGCCAUAUACUUAAACCGGGUGAUUCUGUACUCGGCUAUAAUUUGAAAGAAAGUAAUAUUAAUGAUACCAAUUUUGAGAAAUUAAGUGAAGAUUCAAUACUUGAUAUCAUUCUGGUAAAGAAAUUUUAUGACCAUAACAAGGCGGCUCGUCGUAAGGCACGCGUCUGGAAAUUGAAACAUAUCACAAAUAAUGACGCAAGCAAUGCCAGCACAGAUAACGAAUAUAACGAAUUCCUUGAUGAAUUGGAAGAAGAUCCAGAAAUGAGGCAAAACAUCAAUAUAUUUAGAGAUUUUAAGAAACACAUCCCUGUUGAUACUAACGAAAUAGAUACGAGUAUUCCGCAAAUUACACUCGAAGAAAUGUUGGACGAUCUUGUAAUCGAAGAUUCUGAAAUGACCGAAGAUUGAUAAAAGAGUAUACUUUUUUAAAGGAAAUGAUCUUAUAAAUAAUGAUGAAAUGAUUGGAAAAAUGUACACGUGCGGAACGAUUUUUAAAAGUGUAUUUUAUUUGACAUUCGUAAAUAUUUUAUCGUUCAUGAACAAAGAUGAAAUAAUUCUAAAAGUAUUACGAGCAUCAAAAUAGAACGCAUCGUGUACAAAUUAUCGAUCGAUACAAAUAUAAUUUUUUUUGUAAUGUAUAUUUCUGAAAUAAUCGUUUAAUUACAUGAUAUUGUCCUGACGAUAUAUUUUAUGUACCAUUAAUUAUCAAUAAAAAUGUUUAAAAGUAAA